Molecule: messenger RNA, 6878 nt
Organism: Nycticebus coucang (slow loris)
Lineage: Eukaryota; Metazoa; Chordata; Mammalia; Primates; Lorisidae
Gene: BICRAL
Product: BICRA like chromatin remodeling complex associated protein
Exons: 14
Coding region: 625-3837 (1070 amino acids)
Biological process (GO): positive regulation of DNA-templated transcription
Cellular component (GO): SWI/SNF complex
Source: RefSeq, a predicted model, not a curated record
GAUAAACCAAUACAUUUGUGAAGUUAAAAAGAUUCCCAAAGGAAACAGGAAUUAACAUCCUCGAAGCUUGAUUAUAAAAAAAUUUUUUUUAAAUUAAAAUCCUAAUCUCCACGUUUUUUGCUAGGCGAGAACCGAAGUUUGGAGGUAGACGAGCAGGCGAGCGGUUUGCCCGGGCGCAGAGCAUGAAGGCCGGGCGGGCGCGGGCAGCGGGCGCCCGCCGCCCGGCGCGGGGGUGAGCGAGAGAGAGAGCGGAGCGCGUGUGGCCGGCGCCGCUCGGCCGGGAGCUCCCGCGCCCGCGCCCCGCGCCCCGCGCCCGCCGCCGCCGCCGCCGCCGCCGCCGCCCCUGGUGCGAUGGCGCAGAAACCCCGUUGACAAGGCACUGCUUUUUCAUGACGUUGGGAACAGAAGAUGGACUAAGGAAGAUAGUCAGACGAAGCAGUGUGUGAUCAGUGUCCAAGGACAGCUGUUGCUUCCAGAAUUCUCAAGACAGCUCAAGGUUGUCAGAAGUCACAGAGGUCAGGCAGAGAAAACAUGACUCUGAAGACUGCAACUAUUCCUUAGCUCCUGGCUGCUUAAAUAAAGUCAACAAUCCAUUUGCUAACCUCAGGAUCUUGUAGAGUUGUCAUGGAUGAUGAUGAUGACUCGUGUCUCCUUGAUCUUAUUGGAGACCCACAAGCAUUAAACUAUUUUCUACAUGGACCUGGUAAUAAAUCUAACAAUGAUGACCUGACUAAUGCAGGAUAUUCUGCAGCCAAUUCAAAUUCAAUUUUCGCCAACUCUAGUAAUGCUGAUCCUAAGUCAUCCCUCAAAGGUGUAAGCAACCAGCUUGGAGAAGGGCCCAGUGAUGGACUGCCGCUUUCAAGUAGCCUUCAGUUUCUUGAAGAUGAACUUGAGUCUUCUCCUCUUCCUGAUCUCAGUGAGGACCAACCUUUCGACAUUCUUCAGAAAUCCUUGCAGGAGGCCAAUAUCACUGAACAGACAUUGGCAGAAGAGGCAUAUUUGGAUGCCAGUAUAGGUUCAAGCCAACAAUUUGCACAAGCUCAGCUUCAUCCUUCUUCAUCAGCAUCCUUUACUCAGGCUUCUAAUGUUUCUAAUUACUCAGGUCAGACGCUGCAGCCUAUAGGGGUGACGCACGUUCCUGUUGGAGCAUCAUUUGCAAGCAAUACAGUGGGUGUGCAACAUGGCUUUAUGCAACACGUGGGGAUCAGUGUUCCCAGCCAGCAUUUGUCUAAUAGCAGUCACAUUAGUGGUUCUGGUCAAAUACAGUUAAUUGGAUCAUUUGGGAAUCAUCCUUCCAUGAUGACUAUUAAUAACCUAGAUGGGUCUCAGAUCAUAUUGAAGGGCAGUGGACAGCAAGCUCCAUCAAAUGUGAGUGGAGGGCUUCUGGUUCAUAGACAGACUCCUAAUGGCAACUCUUUGUUUGGCAACUCCAGCUCUAGUCCAGUAGCACAGCCUGUUACCGUUCCAUUUAACAGCACAAAUUUUCAGACAUCUUUACCCGUACAUAACAUCAUCAUACAAAGGGGUCUUGCACCAAAUUCAAAUAAAGUCCCAAUUAAUAUACAGCCAAAGCCUAUCCAGAUGGGUCAGCAAAAUACAUACAAUGUGAACAAUUUGGGAAUUCAGCAACAUCACGUACAGCAAGGGAUCUCUUUUGCUUCUGCAAGUUCACCCCAGGGCUCAGUAGUUGGUCCACACAUGUCUGUGAACAUUGUAAACCAACAACAAAAUACAAGAAAGCCGGUCACCUCACAAGCAUCGAGCAGCACAGGGGGCAGUAUUGUUAUUCAUUCCCCCAUGAGCCAGCCUCAUGCACCCCAAAGUCAGUUCCUCAUACCUACAAGCCUUUCCGUCAGUUCCAACUCGGUACAUCACGUCCAGACCAUAAAUGGGCAACUUCUUCAGACUCAAUCCCCUCAGCUCAUUUCUGGUCAAGUGGCCUCAGAGCAUGUCAUGUUGAACAGGAAUUCUUCCAACAUGCUCAGGACCAGUCAACCAUAUUCUGGACAAAUGCUCAACAACCAGAAUACCGCCGUCCAGUUAGUGUCUGGGCAGACGUUUGCUGCCUCUGGAAGUCCAGUGAUAGUCAAUCAUGCCUCUCCUCAGAUUGUUGGUGGCCAGAUGCCCUUGCAGCAGGCAUCACCAACUGUAUUACACCUGUCGCCUGGGCAAAGCAAUGUGUCCCAGGGGAGACCUGGCUUCACCGCCAUGCCCUCAGUGACAAGCAUGUCAGGACCUAGUCGGUUCCCUGCUGUCAGUUCAACCAGCUCUGUCCACCCUAGUCUUGGGUCUGUAGUUCAGUCUGGUGCAUCAGGAUCAAACUUUACGGGAGAUCAGCUGACCCAGCCAAACAGGACUCCAGUACCAGUCAGUGUGUCUCAUCGUCUUCCAGUUUCUUCUUCCAAAUCUACCAGCACCUUCAGUAAUACUCCUGGAGCCCAGCAACAGUUCUUCUGUCAGGCUCAGAAAAAAAGUUUGAAUCAGACUUCCCCCGUUUCUGCUCCCAAAACCACAGAUGGCCUGAGGCAAGCGCAGAUCCCUGGGCUCUUGAGCACCACACUGCCAGGACAGGAUUCUGGAAGCAAAGUUAUAUCAGCAUCCUUAGGAACUGCACAGCCACAGCAGGAAAAAAUAAUUGGAUCAUCUCCUGGCCAUUCAACUAUGCAGGUGGAUAGUCAUCUGGGAGGACAAAAAAGGCCUGCUGCGAAACAACUAACAAAAGGAGCUUUUAUUCUCCAGCAGUUACAGAGGGACCAAGCCCACACUGUGACACCUGACAAAAGUCAGUUCCAAUCACUAAGUGAUGCGGUGCAGAGACUGCUGUCCUACCACGUGUGCCAGGGCUCCAUGCCCACUGAAGAAGACUUGAGGAAAGUGGACAAUGAAUUUGAAACAGUUGCCACUCAGCUCCUAAAAAGGACCCAAGCAAUGCUUAACAAAUACAGAUGCCUUCUCCUAGAAGACGCCAUGCGGAUCAACCCCUCUGCUGAGAUGGUUAUGAUUGAUAGAAUGUUCAACCAAGAGGAAAGAGCUUCCCUGUCCCGAGACAAGCGUCUGGCCCUUGUUGACCCUGAGGGAUUUCAGGCUGAUUUCUGUUGUUCCUUCAAACUUGAUAAAGCUGCUCAUGAGACACAGUUUGGUAGGAAUGACCAGCAUGGCAGUAAAACAACCAGCUCUCUACAUCAGACGGCCAAGACCCAAAGCAGGGACCGAGCCAAACCAGGUGUGACAGAACCAACAAAUCAUGACCAAUUUCAUCUAGUGCCUAAUCACAUUGUAGUCUCUGCAGAAGGAAACAUUUCUAAAAAAACAGAAUGCUUCAGUAGAGCGCUGAAAUUUGACAAAGUGGGCUUAGUUCAAUACCGGAACACAUCUGAAGAGAAGGCCAGUGAGUGCUCUCCCGGCCCUGAUGGGCACCGGAAAACCUCAUCCAGACCAGAUCAUGGUACUGAGAGCAAACUCUCGAGUAUCCUGGUAGAUUCACGCUUGGAGAUGACGUGUAACAAUUCCUUCCAGGAAAAAACUCUGAGGAAUUCUCCAAAGAAUGAAGUUUUACAUACAGACAUCAUGAAAGGAUCAGGAGAGCCCCAGCCAGAUCUCCAGCUCACAAAGAGUUUAGAAACCACAUUUAAGAACAUCUUGGAACUCAAAAAGACUGGGCGGCAGUCCCAGAGUGACCCAACGGUUAGCGGUACUGUUGAGUUAGAUUUCCCCAACUUUUCUCCAAUGGCUUCGCAGGAAAACUGCCUGGAAAAGUUCAUCCCAGACCACAGUGAAGGCGUUGUAGAAACUGACUCCAUUUUAGAAGCAGCUGUAAAUAGUAUCCUAGAGUGUUAAUAGCAGCAGUCCCUCCCCUCCCUUGUCCUGAGACCCUGCCCCAAACAAGUUACAUUCUUUCCUGGCAAAAGCAAGUGGAAACGGUCUCCUGUCUCCAGUCUGCUUGAUCUUUCAUCACAGGUUAUUCUUUCUAAUCUCAACCCUGUUCUUUGUUUAAGAGCAAUACUUGUCGUGGUUACAGGGAGAUCCUUUAGGAAAAUUAAUCCUAUUCGAAAGCAGUCUGAUAGGCCCCACACAUUUCAAGUGUUAUGAAAAUGCUUUAGUCUUUUUUUUUUUUUUUUUUUUAGAAAAGUUACUUAAUGAUACCACAGUAUACUUGGCCCUGGGUAAAAUUUUGACAAUCAUAAGUCAUUUGAAAAGAACAGAUUUAUUAAAUAAAAUCAAACAGGACUAAUAGAAGCUAUUUUUAAAGAAUACCCCACUGCAUCUCUAAAUUUGGUUUUAUGGGUUUUUUGUUGUUAUUUUGGAUAUUUUUUGUUUUGUUGAGGGAAGACCACAUGGUUCCCCUCCUCAGCCAUCUCUGAGCAGUAAGUUGCUGGCUGCUCUGCCAGGGAGUCCACAGCCUGGGUAGAAAAGCCAGUGACACCUAAGCAGAGCUUUAGCAGGGCUUCCCUGUUGAUGAUUCAAGUGCUUUUUUGAUGCUCCAAGAGCAAAACCUCAUGCUUUUUAGCAUAUCAGUGUUGAGUUUGAUCUAGGGAUGCUCUGUUCUUAGUUGCAACAGCAUGACUUGAAAUAAUUUCAGCAGGCUAAAUAAAGGAAAAUGGAAACUAAGAGGCACAGUGUACAGGGGAGGCCGGGACAGAGCCAUGAAGAUUAUAAUAUGUAUAUAUGUAAAAGCAUAUAUAUGUUAACUAUUGAGAAAAAACAAGAGUUUUGCAUUUUAUAAUUGGAUAUAGUCAACACAUGAUGUAUGUUUUUGUUUGUUGCUGGGUUUUGUUUAACCUCUCUUUGUACCCUCUCCCACAACAAAUAGACAAGCGUCAAAAGCACUUUCAUUUGAAAACUAUAUUGUAAAUUUUUUAGUUUAAACUUAAAGGGGACUUUGGCCUUGUUUAUGCUUCUUGUUGUCUGAAAACAGUAGUCACCCCUGGCAGCAAUCAUUACCAAAAUACAGACAAACCAAAGGUAACCAGCCAGCCCACCAUUGAAAGGAAAGAUCUGAGACACAGGAUUCCCAUUUGAGAGCCAAAGGUUAUGCCCUGUUACAAUUUGUGUUCAGCUUGUCUGUGUUCAUAAAGGUGAACAUGACUUAUUGCUUUAUUUAUUUAUAUUUCUUUUCAGGGAGUGUUUCCAGUUUUCCUUUCCUAUAUACCUGCCCUAGUUCAUCACAUUUCUGUUGUUACUUUCAUUCUCAAUGUCAUUGUAACCAUCACUUGUCUCCUAUCAUGGGGAAGGCUACAUAAUGGUAUUUUAUAUCCAUUCUUCUCCUCGCACACAUAUGCACUGUAUCUGAGCUGCUUGGAUCCAGAGGUCACACUGGUUACAGUGUGUGCAUACUCACUCUCCCUCUUGUUGUGUGCAUACUCUCUCAUUUUUUUCUGUUUAUGUCCCUGGCUUUAGAAGUGUACCCACUGGUCUCCACUUUAAUGUGUUGCCAGGAUCUGCUCUGGCUGCCACCAGCAUGGGGAUGACCCCCAUUGUCAUCAUGUUGGGCAUUUCUUUUCCAGAUUGGCCUGUGAUGGAAAGGAAAGCUUCUGAUUAUUAGAAAACACAGCAACAGAAGACCUAUACACCCCCACCCACCCACACAAAGAAACCCUGCAAGACAGCCUGUCUUUGUAAUACUUUCUUCCCAACCCCACGCCCUGGCCAAUAGAAAUGGGAAAAUCUGGGCCAUUUUAGGGUUACCAUUUUUUCCUUAUUUGUGCCAAUGUCCAAAUUGCAGAUUUCCCCUUUUCCUGUAUUGUAACAUAUUAGAAAAAUAAGUUGGUAUUGCCAGUUGGAACUUUCUGUUUGGGCAGCCCUGGGCUAACACCCUGCCCUAAAUUCCAUGAUUUCAUAGGCUCUUAUCUUAGGGCUCAUGCUCCCCUAAUUCCUAGCAAGAUGUAAUGAUAAUCCCUCCUGAUCAAAUUCUUCUCAUUGUGGAACUUUAUAUCUGGAAGCCUUCAUGUGGGCUGCUAAUGAGUUAAUUACUUCGAAUCAGUGGAAUUCUCAAGAGACAAGAUGUGCUUCAUGUACAUUUAUCACCUCUCUCCCUGAUCCUGCCCCGCUACCCCAAUCCUAACUUCUACAUACCAUCUGAAAGGGUUUUUAAGCCCUAACACUUGUCUAGCAAAUGGAGAGCCUAAUUUACCAAAAUGAAACGUGUAAAUUUUUGUGUCCUUGUAAGUUUACUUUUUAUGGAAGAAGGAUUCUAGAUAAUGACAGACAAAGAUUACGAAAUGUAUUUUACUCCUGUGAUUAGGUUAUAUGCACAUGGGUCAUAACUCGCAUGUCGAGCCCCCUCUGGUGAAGGGUAAGAGAGCUCAGCCUCGGAUGGCCAAUAUUCACUUGUUCAGGUUUGUUAGUAAAGUUAAGUUUUACAACUUCUUGUACUCAGUAACAAAAAUGAUUUUCUUUCUUUUUUUUUUUUCUGUUGUUGUUGUGGAAAAGUGUGAAUUUGUUAUUAAGCAUUUGAUUUUCUGUGUCCUUACAUACUGCCUAAAGAUAAAGCAAAUUUUAAACUGGCAAUUACGAAAAAAAUAUUUUAGCUCUGAAGAAUUUAGUAAACUCUGUUAGAUUAGGGAGGCCUUACAGACUGACUUGACUUAAAGAGGACGCGUCACUCGCUGUCAGUGUGGUGUGGGCUUUAUUUGCUUAAAUACCUUCAUUUGUAUAGUAUGUCUCACUUGAAAUUGCUUUGUAUACAUUUUGUAAAAAUAUUUAUAAAAUGUUUUGUAAAAAAAAAAGUAUAACAAAUUGCAGUUUAUUUUGUUAUGUUGGAUAAAUACUGUUAAAAGAAACCAGUCAGUAACUAUAUUGUUAAUCCAUGGUUAGGAAAUGUUUAGUUGGAGAUUACAAAAUGAAACAACCAUUGCAAUACAGCCAAAGAUUUGGGAAAA